AUGGAUAAAAACAGGACUGCAGCAAACACAGGUCACACAGAACAGCAGCGAUGUGACUACCCUGGAGAUUUCAAGCCGCCACCACGUCACUACCAACGGGCCACGCACCUGAGGGGUGUCACCUCCAGCCCUGCCAGCCUCCUCUCGGCCACAGGUUCUCCUGCCUUAGCUAUGGGGGUGUGCCGCACCUCCAAACCAGAGACAGCAGCAAUUUCUGCAGUUGCUUUCCAGGAUCACGUAGUGCACAGUCAUCAACUCCAGGAUCUUUCAUUAGCAGAUACUUUUAAGUCAAGAAGUACGAAGAACAUUUACAAACGUGUGAACAAAGAAAUGGUCAGAGCAGUAGUAGAUACUGGACUAAGAGAAAAGAGCACUCACCACAAAAAAAAGGAAGGUGCAGGAAAGGAGUCCUUGUUCUUGAUCCCAAGCCCUCCACUGCUAACUACGGCUCAGAAACUAGGCCUUGUUGAGCCACUAACUGCUGAAGAAUGGUUAAAAAUAAAGCAGAGAUUCAUCCAGCAUGGAGACUCCAUGCAGCCCUGCACAACAUGCAGGGAAGAAUUUGCACUUCAACCUCAGGGAUGUGUGCUGCUUUCAUGUUCCCGUGUAUUCCACAAGGCAUGCCUGAAAUCCUUUGAAAAAUCUGCAGGUAAAAUGUCUUGUCCUGUGUGUAGAAAAGAGCAGUAUCAGACCAGAGUGGUACAUGAUGGGGCAGGCUUGUUUAAAAUAAAAAGUGCUGUUAGAAUUCAGGCUUCCUGGAGGGGAUAUAUUGUCAGAACAUAGUAUAAAAACUGGAGAAAAACAGUGAAUCCUAAAUAUAGCAAAUUAAGAAAGCAAUGCCUUGAGAAAAAGGUUUAACAGCUCAGCCAGUGACUGUUGAGUUCUAAAGACAUCAAUCUAGAUGAAUUUUUUUCUGAGAUAGAUUCCUCUAGAGCUGCAAGUCAAGAUGUGUUUCAACCACUGGAAAGGAAAAAAAUAUUAAUAAGUGAAACAGACUGGGAGAAGAUCCAGAUUCAGCCAUUUUGGCAAGAGAAAUCCAACUGUCCUAUUUGUAUCAUGCCACUCAAUCCUUCAGUUCAUCCUGCCUGUGUCUGUCCUGGUAACUGCAAAGAGUUUUCACAACAAACUGUUCUGCUUUCUUGCUCACAUUUGUUUCAUCAUACCUGUCUUCAAGCAUUUGAAACGUUUUCCUUGUUAGAGAAAUCUAUUUGUCCUUUAAUCCUCAGAUGUUGGUAA
Molecule: messenger RNA, 1236 nt
Organism: Chaetura pelagica (chimney swift)
Lineage: Eukaryota; Metazoa; Chordata; Aves; Apodiformes; Apodidae
Gene: RNF32
Product: ring finger protein 32
Exons: 9
Molecular function (GO): protein binding
Source: RefSeq, a predicted model, not a curated record